This is a messenger RNA of Monodelphis domestica (gray short-tailed opossum), 1595 nucleotides long. It is a transcript of the gene CLCN2, whose product is annotated as chloride voltage-gated channel 2. Gene Ontology annotation, cellular component: plasma membrane. The record is from RefSeq and is a predicted model, not a curated record. Lineage: Eukaryota; Metazoa; Chordata; Mammalia; Didelphimorphia; Didelphidae. Gene Ontology annotation, molecular function: voltage-gated chloride channel activity. Gene Ontology annotation, biological process: transmembrane transport; chloride transport.
CGCCUGGUUGGGGAGAGCAUGGCGGCUUGGUUCCCUGACGGGAUUCACACAGACAGCAGCACCUAUCGGAUAGUGCCCGGGGGCUACGCUGUGGUUGGUGCCGCAGCGUUGGCGGGGGCCGUGACCCACACCGUCUCCACAGCGGUGAUCGUGUUUGAGCUGACUGGCCAGAUCGCACACAUCCUGCCCGUCAUGAUCGCCGUCAUCCUGGCCAACGCGGUGGCCCAGAGCCUGCAGCCUUCCCUCUAUGACAGCAUCAUCCGCAUCAAGAAGCUGCCCUACCUGCCUGAGCUGGGCUGGGGCCGGCACCAGCAGUACCGAGUCCGGGUGGAGGACAUCAUGGUGCGGGACGUGCCCCACAUUGCCCUGAACAGCACCUUCAGGGACCUGCGGAUGGCCUUACACCGGACCAAGGGCCGGACGCUGGCCCUCGUGGAGUCCACAGAAUCCAUGAUCCUGCUGGGCUCCAUGGAGCGCUCCCAAGUGGUGGCCCUGCUCAGCGCCCAGCUCAGCCCUGCCCGGCGCAGGCAGCACCAGCGGGACCAGCGGGCCGCCCAGGGCUCUGCGCCUCCGGACCAGAAGGCCUCCCCCGGCCCGGAGACCAGCGUGCGCUUCCAGGUGAGCACUGAAGAGUCGGGCCUCUCUCCCCCUCGGGGGGAGCCACGCAAGCCCCUGAAGCCAGCCCUGAAACGGGGGCCCAGCAGCGCCAGCAGCCCCGGGGCCGAAAGCUCUCCCGGGGCCCAAGAGUCGGCUGGCAUCGCCCUCAGGAGCCUCUUCUGCGCCAGUCCCCCGGCAGAGGGGAGCUCGGAGUUGGAAAAGUCGGAACCGUGUGAAAAGCGCAAGCUGAAGAGGGUCCGCAUCUCUGUGGCGAGCGACUCAGACCUGGACAUCGAGAUGACGGCUGCCGAGAUUCUGGAGUGGGAGGAGCAGCAGCUGGAAGAGCCUGUGAACUUUAGUGACUGCAAGAUCGACCCUGCCCCCUUCCAGCUGGUGGAGAGGACGUCUCUGCACAAGACACACACCAUUUUCUCGCUGCUGGGAGUGGACCAUGCUUACGUCACCAGCAUCGGCCGGCUCAUCGGCAUCGUCACCCUGAAAGAGCUGCGGAAAGCCAUCGAGGGCUCGGUGACCGCCCAGGGUGUGAAAGUGAGGCCCCCGCUGGCCAGCUUCCGAGACAGCGCCACCAGCAGCAGCGACACCGAAACCACGGAGGUCCACUCCCUGUGGGGCCGGCGCCCCCGCCAGAGCCUGCCCCAUGAGGGCAGCCCCUCAGACAGCGACGACAAGUGCCAGUGAGCGCCGCCAAGUGCCUGCCCACCCUGCCGCUUCUUCUGGGAGGCCCCGGCCCCAGCCGCCUCCCCGCUAGGGGCCUGCCUCUCCCCUCCAGCCUGGAGCUGCCAGCUUCGCCCGGGGUUGUGAGCAGGCGGCUGCUGGACUUCCCAGGGCACAGAAGGGACGGGCCGUCCAGCAGGACUGGCGUGGGGGAGAUCCUGGACUCUCCAGGGACCAGAUGUACAUAGAGAUUUACAAAGAUUUUUAUAUUAAUUUAAUAAAACAGAUUCUUAAAUAGAACAAAAUAAACCCCUAAUGAGCCA